AUGCUGCAUUCAGACAAGGACUUGAGGGAUGUGUUUUCGCUUUCUUGCCAAGUCUGUUUGCCACCAGGCCUUGCCAGGGAGGCCACUUCUUUCAUUGGUGGCUUGGAGUACCAGUGCACUUUGGCAAACUUCGUGGCCAAAGACGACCUGCUCUUGCUUCACAAGGUUCCCCUGUCCUCUGAGAGUUCCGACUCUACGUCGUCGGAGCGCGACUCCAGAAGCCACUCACCGUGCUCAGGCGAUGGCAAGAAGCAUGCUGCAGGUGCCGGAGGCAAGGCUGGCAAGGCUGUGGAGAAGUCGCCAAAGUCGAUGGAUGUUGACUUUGAAGCCAAGGAGGACAGUCCAAGGCGUGAGGCAGACUCCCCAGUUGCGGAAAGUCUGCAUUCCAUAACGCUGGUCGAAGCACCCUCGAGGGGGGUCAAGUGCCCGAUCUGCAAUGCUUGGGUGAAGCUACGCGCCAACCUGGCCCGCCACCAAAGAGAAAGUGCACGUUGCCGCAAAUACCAGGGACUUCCCGUGGAGCAAUGCGUGUGCCGAUGCGGAAAGUCCUUCCCGGGGGAGUGGUCGUUGGAACAGCAUUUGCAGAGUGGAGCAUGCACAGCUGAUGGUGCGGGUGGUGCACAUGCCGAAGCUUCGUGGCCUCACAUGUCCAAGUCGCAUCGGCGAGAAAGCUUCAAAGAGUCAGUGGCAGCGGCCCGGUCCAGGUCUCCUUUGCUGCGCAGACGCCGCGGCUCCUCAGUGGCUGCAAGUUCAGCCGCGGCUUCAGUUUCCGGAGAUCGCCCAGACCCAGCACAGCCGUUGAACCCAGUGAGCGCCGCAAGCGGUCCGGCAGGUCGGUUGAUGACAUGUACAUUCAACAACUGCAAGGACAUGCUUCUUCUCCAGAGCUUCGCUUCCCUGACAGCGGAGGAGACGAAGCAGCAGCUGUUGACAGGUUGCUUUUCACAGGGAGAUGCUCAUGCCUUUUACAACCAGAUAGCUGCUGUCAGCCACACAGUUCAUGAGAAACGCUGGAACACGAUAGCCACUGCUAUUGAACUUGCUGCCGAUCUCGAAGUGGCGCUGCGUGCAGGGUGGGAUUUGGAUGAUUUCAUGAGAGGAAGAAAACCACCCAGCAGCAGGCAGGAGGACACAAGUCCUGCUGUUGCUUUCGGGGUGAACUUGCAACAGGUUGAUGAGGCUAUUCAUUCAGACUUCUUUUGGGCCUCGAUCAAAGUAUUUCUGGAAGUGGCACGGGUGCAGCGCCAAGCAGUUCGGUUUGUGACUUCAUGUCCCUGUCAUUAUGGACUUUCACGAACGGGCGUGGAUCAAGCCGUGUUGGACAAGUGGGAUUCGUGUCCUAUGCGGGGUCGUAGAUGCCCCGAAAUUUGCGGCGGAGAUUUUUUUGCGAUGAUGCAGGAGACGAUGCAAGCUGGGAGUGUUUCUUUGGAGAUGCAGCUUCCGCGAAGCUUGUCUCAGGAAGAGAAGCUGAAACUGCUGCGUGACUUUGAGCUCUCGAGGCAGAUGCUCCUGACGACAUACGUUGUGAAAUUGUCUUUCUGGAGCCAGGCACCUUUUGCAGUCGUCGGGAUUGCGCAUCACGACCCUGCAAUCAGGAUGAAGUCCUGUGUGACCUGUUUGCAGUUGAAAUCUGAUCAUCCAAAGAUUCAAUUGCUGCAAAAACACGAGGACGUUGUUCGUGCCUUCCUGGUGGCUGGGUGUCUGUGGGACGAGACCGGGGCUUUCAAUGUAUUGAAGGAGCUCGCAGCUGAGGUUCGAUUGUUUUUCUCAACGGCCUGGCGAGUGGAGGGCCAACAUGCGAAGACCCGUCGUGCAGUUGAUCACGCCCCAUGCCGUUCAGCGGCCUUCGUAUCCUUUCUUCAUCGGAAACUUGAGUUUGCGGCUCACCUUCGUGCACACCCAGAGGCUGCCGUGGAGGUGGCAGAGCUCAUGGGUCGUGCGCUGAAUGGUGUAGCAGCAGCCAAGGCUCUCGGGUUUUCUGUGGCCGCAAUGGAAAAGUCGGCAUGGUUCAACUGGGGCAAGCAAAAGAGCAGCUUCCGCUACAUCUACCAUGACGACCCCUACCUCAAAUAUGUGCUGCCGCUUCCGCCAUCCUGGAAACGUGUCCUUCCUGAGAGGCUUCUCUCCCAGCCCGACAUGGUUUUGCCUCAAGGUUCUUGCUUGCUGAGGUGGACUUUAGCACAGCAGCACAUCAAGCAGCACGCGAAUCGGGGCUGCUACAUGUCGGUCAAGUACAACCCACAUCUGCUCUACAGUGUGCGAUCCAUCCUCGCUCCGGAUGAAGACGGUGCCAUUUUGCGGGUGCAGGAUGGCAAUUUGCUGGGAGAUGAUUUUGAUGAAGUAGGGCAGGCUGGGCGCCUGAACGCGCUGCCAUGCCCACAGCAUCAGCUGGUGUCCUUGAAAGCAUUCCUGGAGGGCGCUGGGGAUGUGGCUGAAGAGGUCAUGUUUUUUUCUCUGAUGCAUAAGAGCCCCCAAAGGUACCACAGAACAAAGACAGUGUCUGAAGUAUCUCUGAAAGACAGUUGGUUUGUCCAGCUCCAUGACAUCUUGGCUAUGAGGCCUGAGAAGAAAGAAGUCCUUGUGUCCUUGCAGGGUGUUGCACUUGGACCGACAGCAACAGACAAAUGGGAAGAUGCUCCUUUGGCCCUCCAUGUGGCUCACUUGGACUUGGCUUCCCUGAAAGCGAUGUGGCUAUGGGAAGUGGAUGCUUCAGCAGCCGUUCACCGUUUCGACAACCAGAUGAUGUCAACCAUCCCGCAGCAGAUGCAUGAGAGACUUGAAACUCUGCUGCAGCAGCUUGUUGGGUCUAACAGCCUCUGUGGGCGGCCAGAGGAAGAUCCUGCCAUCGCUGAACUUUUGGACAUCCUGGUGUCUGAGUCAUUGGUGGAAGGGCCGCCGUGGAAGUUGACCCCGACUGGUGCUGAACGCACCAGGCAGGCGGUGCGGUUGUGGAACGAGGUGCCUCUGCUGAGGCGCACGGAGAAGCCUCUGAGCGAGGCGUCCUUGUAUCAGCUAGUGCUGGAGCUUGACGCAGCAGGCUUCACGCAUGAGGUCGUUACAGCCAGCAAACACAAGAAGCUCAAAAAACAACAAUCUCCUCAUUUGCAAGAAGGUCAGAAGAUGUGGUUCACUCGCUCAGAUGAUGUGACGGUCUGCAGGAGUUACGUGCUUGCCUUGUUGAGCUGUCCGGUUGAGCAGGUGCCAUAUGCUGCUGCAGAAAAGGAGUAUUUGCGUCUUCUUGGGCUGGAACAGACACCGGCUCUUGGAAACAAAAAGGGCAAGCGGAAACGCUUGCACGUGAACGAUGAUUGGCCUGAUGAUGCUUUGUCGCAGCCUCGUGCCCGUGUCCCUAGGACCCGGCGGUCUGCCGCCGCCAGUAGUAGGGAGCAACAACGUGACCCGAUUGACGAUGCCUUGAGUCAGCUGGGCGGAGAUUCUGAUGUGCCAGCUGAUGAGGAUGACAAUGUGGAAGAGGGUGUCAGUGCCAAUGGAGGUCCGGGUGCUGCAGCUGUUGCAAAGGCUGCUGCCGCGCCAGCCUUAAAAAGGCAGGGGAGAGGUUACUUGUGGGGGGACCACUUGCUUACUCCAGUUGGCGAUGAUGAUGCGAAUCCCAAACAUUGGCAGAUUCGUUGCGGCGACCCCUUGCACAACCUUGCAGGCUGGGCAUUUGGGAUGUGGGUCCAGGGCUUGGUGGGUGGCCGGGUGGCUGGCCUGGUACCAGGCAGGCCUGGAAAAGGUGGCCUGGUACGGGCUUGUAGUGUAGGGAGUCCGACAAAGGCCAUGAAGAGCUCUGCCGAUUUUGCAGAUGAUGCGUUUUCCUUUGAUGCAAUGAAUCUGAAUCAUGGGCACAUUGGUAGCAACCCGCCUAGAUCACCUCGCACUUCCCCUCACAAGAGGCGAUACAAGCAAGGCAGCCUGGCAGACCACUUGUCGACCCUGCAUUGUCAAGCCGGGCCAGGCAAUUUGUUUGAGCUCUUUGAUUUUCCGAAAGAGCAUGUUCGCACCAUGAGCAAGCAUCCGGAGCUGCUGGCAAGGGCCUGUCAGCUUCUGGAACAUGGCAUCGUCCACAGUAGCGAUUAUGCAGGCAUGUUGGCAGAAAGAGAAGGCAUGCGCCUCCUCUUGCAAGCUUUGCAUGAAGAGGCCAGUUGUUCUGGCUCCUACACAUUCACCCGGGCCUGUGACAUUGAUAGGGACUGCCAGCAGCUCCUGCUUCAUUCAGCUCAGACGCAGGACCAGGGCCAGUCUUGCAUUUUCCUGGACAUUUGUCAGCAAAUUCAUCCAACGGCACAGGCUUGGUGCCAGGCAUGCCUUCCGAAGGCAGAAGAUAGCUCUGAAAGUUGUGCGGCAGCUUACGAUUCCAUGGAUGAGUUUCUUCGAGCCAAUGGAUCGUGGGCUGUGGAUCAGGAGCACAGCUGCGAGUGCCUGGUCCAUGGCAAGCCAUGCAUCGUCAGCCCGCCACGUCCUUUGGAUAAGUCGCUGGUCAUCAACACAGCAGGAAACACAUGUGUAGGAUGGUCCUCCGUGGGCAAGAGAUCAAAGCAUGCUCACAAGAGUCAACAUGCAUUUUUUGUGUGGCUGGCUCAGCGGCGUGAGCUUGCACGUCGGGGCCAGGAAGAUCUUUUCUUUCAGGAAUGUACUCCGGACUUCGAUGCUGCAAGCUGCAUUGCUCAACGUCUGUCUGAGACUCACUUUGUGACGCAUGCUGUGAUAGGUCCAAGAGGCCUCGGUUGGCCAACGGCACGUGACAGGCGCCUCAGCUGUGGCUUGUCCCUCCAAACCUUGGUAUGGACGGGGCCUGAAUCUCCGCAAGAAGUCCAACAAGAUUUUGAGCGCUUCUUUCAGAGGCGUUGCAGUCCCAAUGUCACAGGGAGCAUUUUCUUCCAGGCAAGUGAUGCGGUUGUCAGGGCAUGGGUACAGCGCAAGAUGCAGCGCAGAACCAGAGUCGCAGAUCAGGAAUCAGUGCCAGUUUGUGGGAAGGACAUGUUCAUGUUGGUGCUCACUCCCGCUCAGUUGCAGCGGCUUGAGCACUAUGGCAAGCUUUCGGAGGGUUCCUCCAGCUUGGGAGGCACAAUGAUAGCAGAUCUUGAUCAUUGGCCGAAUGCUGCUGCCUCUCAUGGCCCCACCUGGCCAUGCAUGCUGAAACAUGGAACAAUCGUCGAUGUAGGAGCUUCCCGCAUAGCAAUGACUGUGGAUAGGUGCUUGGCAUUAGGCUUCCAUGUGAAAGAGUGUGGGAACAGCAGUUACCGCUGGCCCCUGGAGGAAUACAUGCAAGGCGUGAGGGACCGUGUAGGCCAAGCUCUGACUGGCAACAGCCAGAGCUUGCCCGCCAUUCUUGCUUGGUAUCUGUAUGUCUUCUGCCACACUUGCCGUCGUGAGCAGUGCACCGUGCAGCCCAGCUUGCGUUACCAAACAGAUGAAAGUGAUGACAAGCAUGACUGA
Symbiodinium necroappetens is the source of this 5439-nucleotide messenger RNA. The record is from the annotation of a GenBank genome assembly. NCBI's taxonomy places the organism in Eukaryota, Dinophyceae, Suessiales, Symbiodiniaceae.